CAAACGGCCAAUUCGAACUACAACCUAAAAUCGAAACUAAAAAUUGUGAGUCUUUCCAGGUUAAGUCUAACAAAAAAGUACAAAACCAUCAUAUACCUCUCCGUUAAACCCUUUCUACAGGCUUGAUCUACAAUUUUAGGAGUAAAUUAGAUGACGACGACAAUUUAUUAGGUUGAUGUUGGCUUCUCAUAAUAAUCAACGCGUUGCCAAAAUUAUUGUAUUGACCUCAUGAUGAUGGCCCUCACAUGGUUAAGUGCAAUUCUAGUUGGAGCAGGGUGCCUUGCACUGGGGUACUACUUUGGUGCUCGUCAUCCUGCUCGUUUACUCAUUUCAUCUGCAACAUCCAAAGCUCAUGCUUCUAGUUCCAAUAAUGGAAGCAAGAAAAAGAACUCCCAAGCGGCUCUUGAGAUUGAAAAGCUAGCUGAUAUUCUUGAAGAUUUCAAAAUGGUAUUAGUAGUGAGGAAUGACUUGAAGAUGGGUAAAGGAAAGAUUGCUGCCCAAUGCAGUCAUGCUACGUUAGGGCUCUACAAAAAGCUCCAUAGCCGAGCACCAAAAGCUUUGAAUCGGUGGGAGAUGUGUGGGCAGGUUAAAGUAGUUGUCAAAAUUGAUAGCGAGGAAGAGAUGCUGGCUUUGCAGGGAAGGGCCAAGUCAAUUCAUAUACCCACGCAUAUUGUGAUUGAUGCUGGUAGAACACAAAUAGCACCAAAUUCUCGGACAGUCAUGGCAGUUCUAGGACCCGCUGACAUGGUUGAUGAUGUAACUGGAGGACUGAAGCUUCUUUAAGUGGCUUAUUUAUUGAAGAUGGUUGCUAAUUUGGCAAAUGCAGGGACACCGACCUUGUUGUUGUAAUUCCAAGGGGGCAGGGAGCGGGGGGCAUGGAAUAGCAAGGCUGCUUUUCUGCAAAUCAAUCAUUUAAUCUUAUCCCAAGUUUUACUAAUUGGAGGCAAAACUUUUGAUGUUUCAUUUGCUAAUUGGAUAUCUUCCUGUUUGGUCCUACUGCUGGCUACUUAAUUUGGUAUUAGUAUUGUGAUGUUGAUGAAGUUUGUUUCACUUUUUUAUUUUUGUCAAUUCGUUGUCUUAUAAAUUUACGGGAAAGUUGCUCAAUUCCACAUUGAAGUUCCUGUUGUCGUAAGAGCAUUAUUAUUGUUCACCACUUGCUGAGAUUUAUUUUGGGACUAUUAAUAGUGAACUCGAUUUGUUCAAGGUA
This is a messenger RNA of Amaranthus tricolor (Joseph's coat), 1207 nucleotides long. RefSeq lists its product as uncharacterized. Gene Ontology annotation, cellular component: mitochondrion; cytosol. Bases 229 to 783 code for a protein of 184 amino acids. The transcript has 8 exons. The record is from RefSeq and is a predicted model, not a curated record. Gene Ontology annotation, molecular function: peptidyl-tRNA hydrolase activity. NCBI's taxonomy places the organism in Eukaryota, Viridiplantae, Streptophyta, Magnoliopsida, Caryophyllales, Amaranthaceae.